Messenger RNA from Raphanus sativus (radish), 780 nucleotides. RefSeq lists its product as uncharacterized. Gene Ontology annotation, molecular function: zinc ion binding. Lineage: Eukaryota; Viridiplantae; Streptophyta; Magnoliopsida; Brassicales; Brassicaceae. The record is from RefSeq and is a predicted model, not a curated record. The transcript is spliced from 2 exons. The coding region runs from base 1 to 780 and encodes 259 amino acids.
AUGUCUGAGUUUACUCAGAUUUUCGAGGAGAUUGAAGCGAUUAAUCUAGCACUCCACGGCUACCUCCAAAGGGCUGAUGUCCGACUGUGGACGCGUGUUCAUUUCCCGGGCGAGAGGUACAAUUUGAUGACUACGAAAAUAGCGGAAUCAAUGAACAGAGCAUUGUCGAAUGCUAGAGGUCUGAACAUUGUUCGAAUAUUAGAAUUGAUACGGAGAGAGGAUGCCAGAUCGCAGCGAACCACGCUUACGCGUGGUGUGGAGAAACUACUACAUCUAAGUAAGCCUUUAAGAGAAUUAGGUCGUGUAACUGCCGCCAGAGAUUUGACGGUACAGAGGAUUGAUGAUCAUCACACUGAAGUUAAAUAUGGAUCUUCCGACGAGUCUUUGCAUGUUGUUAAUUUGGUAGAGCGAAAGUGCACGUGUCGCCGUUUCGAACUCGAGAAAUUACCAUGUGUACACGCAAUCGCAGCGGCGGAGUACAUGAAUGUUUCUCGUAUAUCCCUGUGCAGUCUUUACUAUACCAGCAAUUAUUUGGUUAGCGCAUACGCUGAAUGGGUCAUGCCGGUUGAUUCAGCGCAACCUGUUCCAGAAAUCGUGGCUAACGAACCCUGCUUGCCCCCGACUGUACGUCAACCACCAGGCAGACUGAAGAAAAAUAUGAUGAAAUCUGCUUUAGAAGUUGCAUAUCAAACAAACGUCCUAGGAAAGAGCACACAUGUUCUCGAUGUAGACAGAGUGGUCAUAAUGCGAAAACUUGUCCGAUGUAGGCAAGUGUUGUAG